Molecule: messenger RNA, 1421 nt
Organism: Rhagoletis zephyria (snowberry fruit fly)
Lineage: Eukaryota; Metazoa; Arthropoda; Insecta; Diptera; Tephritidae
Gene: Set
Product: NAP domain-containing protein SET
Biological process (GO): nucleosome assembly
Cellular component (GO): nucleus
Source: RefSeq, a predicted model, not a curated record
CCGGCAUUCGUCGCAUUCGCCAUUUAUUUCUCGUCGUCACUUUGCAACAGUUUUGUGCGGCAUUUUCCUGUUCACUGUGCUAGAAAGGAGUCAGGAAGGAAAAAAGAAAUAAUUACAAAUUGCGCUUCUUCGUUGGAAAAAACGGCCACGGCGUAACGACUGUACCCAUUGUAUCUACGUGCUAGUGUGGGAAAUUAGUAGAAAAAAGUUUUAAGUUGAUUAAAGCAGCUAAUUAUCAACAUGUCUAGUCUGCCGAGCAAAAAAGCUAAGCUGUCCAAUGAUGGUGAUGGCAACGCAGCGUCUGCUAACGCGCCUAACGAGGAGGAGUCUGAAGCUUUGGAACUAAUUGAUGCAUGUCAAAAUGAAAUUGAUGCACUUAAUGAGAAGGCGAGUGAGGAAAUACUGAAGGUUGAGCAGAAAUAUAAUAAAUUAAGGAAGCCCUGUUACGAGAAACGCAGCGAGUUGGUGAAGAGAAUCCCCAACUUCUGGGUGACUGCGUUUAUCAACCAUCCACAAGUGUCGGCUAUUUUGGACGAGGAAGAAGAGGAAUGCCUGCAUGCUCUUACCAAAUUGGAGGUUGAGGAAUUCGAAGACAUUAAAUCGGGAUACCGCAUUCAUUUUUACUUCGACGAAAAUCCCUAUUUUGAAAAUAAGGUGCUUACUAAAGAGUUCCAUUUAGGUUCGGGAAAUGCGGAAAACAGUGAUUGUCCAUCAUCAACGAGCACACCCAUUCAAUGGAAGGACGGUAAAGAUCUUAUAAGAUCAUGCAUGACCAAGCCGUAUCAACAAAACAAACGGAAAAGACCCGCGGACUACAAGACAUUUUUCGAUUGGUUCUCAGACAACACUGAUCCAGUUAAUGAUGAGAUUGCUGAAUUAAUCAAAGAUGAUCUCUGGCCCAAUCCUCUUCAGUAUUAUUUGGUACCUGAUAUUGAAGUGGAACCAGAAGAUGAUGAAGACGAUAAUGAGGACAAUGAGGAGGAACUUUUUGACGAUGACGAUGGGGAAGGCGAAGAAGACGAUGAAGACGAUGAAAAGUAAACGGAGUUGAAAAUAAAAUUUUUCAGGAGUCUUCUACAUAGAUCGAUUUCUUUAAUUAUAAGAAAUGCAAUUAAAAGUGUCUGAUCGACUAAUAAUUUUAAAUAUUCAAACUUUUUUUAAUUGGACUUCAACGAGUAGACUAACGUUUUGAUAUACAUAUGUUUGAUUUCUAUUACCAAAUCUGAAUAAAUUAGUGGUAUUUUUUUUUUCAUUCGUAGUAGCAUAAAGCUGUUGGGUUGUGCCGAUAAUCGGAGGACGAUAACUUCACAAAUGGGACUUAAAAGCCAACAGUUUGUAUGCAAUUGGGGUGAAAAGCGAAUUAAAUUAAGGUUAGGACUUAGCAUUUACCAAAAUGAAUGAAUACACGGCUCAAAACUAUA